Molecule: messenger RNA, 537 nt
Organism: Tetrahymena thermophila SB210
Lineage: Eukaryota; Ciliophora; Oligohymenophorea; Hymenostomatida; Tetrahymenidae
Product: transmembrane protein, putative
Exons: 1
Source: RefSeq, a predicted model, not a curated record
AUGCGGUCUUAAGAAACAUUUGGAUAAACCCUUUAAAACAUUUAAACUUCGUUAUGGUGUUUAAUGAGCUCAGCAUUAUUGGGAUACUUAAUUAUAAUCUAAAUCACUCAAGCCAUUAGACCAUUAAAAGGUUAAGCAUUAUAUAAAAAGAAAUUUUGGAAAUAUUUUGCGAUCAUAAAUCUAGCAAACAUUGUCUAAGUUGUAUUGUUAUUUCCUGGAUUUUUAGAGCUUGAGAAAAUAUUUUCAAAUGAAACACUAAAUCCAUCCAAUUUGAAUUUUGAAAUUAUAUUUUUAGCUUGUUCAUACGCUCUUAUCCCAUUUAUUGAAUUAAUUAUUGUAUAAGACAGGGAGAUCUAAGCUACUUAUUUAGUUCUUCCUAUCUUGAUUAUGAUUCUCAUUUCUAUAGUAAAUACAAUAUUCAAUUUAAUGAUUUAUGGAUUGGGAUAAACGUUUUUUGUUUUCUUUAGACACUUAUGCUAUUUUGGCAUCCCUGCUAUUUUGAGCCAAAUUAACAUUUAUAAUUUUGUUGACGAAUGA